AACCGGUGACCGGUUUGAGAUUGGCUAUGGCGGGACGACGAAUCCUCCGCCAGGUCUGGAGGCGCGGCGCUCGAUGGAGGGAUUCCACUUCGUUCUCCACGCGCGCGAUCGCCCCGGCAUGCGAUAUUUCGAUCGAUCGAGGUGCGCCUUUCGGUUCUAGAGUUUUCGAGCUAUGGCGCGGCUACUCCUCGGUUGGGACGAGUAAGCAGCGGCAAUGCUGGUCGUGUGGGGCGGCCGCGCAGGCGGAGGUGUUCAUGCUGUGCCCGGCGUGCAAGAUCAUCCAGCCGGCGAAUCGAUCGGUGAAUUUCUUCGAUAUUUUCGACUUGAAGAAGGAAUUCGAGCUCGAUACAGGAGAGCUCGAGAAGCGGUACAAGAAUCUGCAAAAGAAGCUUCAUCCUGAUCUCUACAGCAUGAAAUCUUCGAAAGAGCAAGAAUACUCUGCCGAUCAAUCCUCUCAAGUGAUUAAUGCGUAUCAGGUCCUCUUGAAGCCUUUGUCUCGAGCUACUUAUCUGCUGGAAACUUUCGGGGUAGACGUUGAAGAGGAAGGGACUGUCACCGAUCCAGAAAUCCUGAUGGAGGUGAUGGAAAUGCAAGAAACUAUCAGCAGUUGCUCGGACUCAAACAAGCUCCAAGCACUCAAAGAGAAAGUACGUCAGAUUGUUGGUUUUCUAAAGCUUACAUCCAUUUUUAUUUUCUGGAUCACAGGCAUACUCGAGAAUGCUCGAGUACCAGAAAACUUUCGCGGAAGCAAUGAAGAGAAGCGAUCUCGACGCUGCGAAAGAAGCCGUGCAGCGCAUGUCCUACUUCCACCGGAUCAUCAACACGAUCAUUCAAAAACUAUAAGCCCAUUCUCUCGACAGGCAAGUAAGUGGUGUUCUUCUUUUCUCGCAAGGAGCCCAAAACUCUGUGCUACUGUCCAGUGCAACAAGAAAAAGAGAAGCUCCAGGACAAAGCAAAUGCUAGAACGGAUUCUGGAACCGGUCGUACUGCUGCAACCUCUGCUUCUUCUUGUGAGUGUUCCAUCCGAUUAUUCCUAAGACUACGAUGAGCAGGAGCAAAACCAGGAUGAUCCCCUGCCAGGAUCCUCCCUUGUACGAGCUCUCGAUCGAGGGCGAGGGAGCGAUCGGCGUUGGUGGCGUCCCAAAGUAGAGAAGAUCUCUUUGCUGCCGCGGCCUGCCUUGCAUUGUCUCAUGCGUGUGGCUAUGGCUUCCAGGCAGACCAAGAACAAGAAGCAGCCAUUGGGAUAGCAAGAGGUUUUCGGUUUCGCUUUGACGUGGCCUAGUGACAGUUACAAUUCAGUGAUCUAUCAAAAGUUUGGUUUUUAGAAUCCGGGGAGAGCAUCAGCUUGUCAGAGGUGAAAAAGCUUUCCUCACGAUCCAAUCGGAGUGUAGAAUAAAAUUUGCUGGAUCAUCA
Selaginella moellendorffii is the source of this 1413-nucleotide messenger RNA. Its product is annotated as co-chaperone protein HscB homolog. Gene Ontology annotation, biological process: protein complex oligomerization; [2Fe-2S] cluster assembly. Lineage: Eukaryota; Viridiplantae; Streptophyta; Lycopodiopsida; Selaginellales; Selaginellaceae. The coding region runs from base 27 to 1037 and encodes 336 amino acids. The record is from RefSeq and is a predicted model, not a curated record. The transcript has 5 exons. Gene Ontology annotation, molecular function: protein-folding chaperone binding; ATPase activator activity.